Messenger RNA from Sciurus carolinensis (gray squirrel), 3313 nucleotides. RefSeq names its product chromosome 1 C1orf159 homolog (gene C1H1orf159). The record is from RefSeq and is a predicted model, not a curated record. The coding region runs from base 916 to 1755 and encodes 279 amino acids. NCBI's taxonomy places the organism in Eukaryota, Metazoa, Chordata, Mammalia, Rodentia, Sciuridae. The transcript is spliced from 12 exons.
CAGGGCGGGGGGUACGAAAGAGGAACUCGGGGGCGCUGGCCUCAAGUGGGAACACCUUUGCAUUCUUCCUGAGGACCAUGGAAAGGAAGUGCGUCUGCUGCUGUGAAAAGAUGUCCGUGGCGCCGAGGUGCCCCUGCGGCGUGCUGCUCCCACCCUGCAGCCGCGUUUAGCAAGUGCACAGUCUUCCUGGAGGUGACUCACCUGCGAGAAAACACGCAGCAGUGUCUGGGCAGAGUCACCCUGUGGUUUAAAUUUGUUGAGUAGUGCAGAUGACAUCACUCGAGCCUGUGUGAUGAUCCCACCUCGUUCUCUCGUGUUAGAAAUGUGAAGUGAAGCCAGGCCUGCUGACCUGGGAUCCCAGCACCUGGGGAGGCUGAGGCAGGGGGAAUCCCAAGUUCCAGGCCAGCCUCAGCAACUGAGUGAGUCUCAGUCUUAAAAUAAAAAAUAGAAAGGCCUGGGGGUGCAGCCCAGUAGCAAAGCAUGUAUGUCAACGAUACCAAAAAGCAGAACAAGCAAACGUGGUGUGAGUACUAAGCCACAUGGUGGUCAGGUGUCAAGUGUUAGGGCGAAGUCUGCGAUGUGUUUGGCCCCUGGAUCCCUCUACCUAGGACUACCAUGUCUGCCUGCCCCAGGUACCUGGCUGCCCACAGGGAAAACAUCUGGUCCCUGAGACCAGAGGUGUGGUGACCUCGCUUGCAAGACACCAACCCAGUGAACCUGCUGCAGAGAGAUCAGGCCUUGGACCCUGGGCCUGCAGAGCACAACUGUCAGGCCCAUGAACUCUGAGCCCCCUGGCCAAGCUUUCUACUGACCACCUGGGUGAGGAGCGGAUGUCUGCAGCUCUUAUUCUGGAGGGGCAGCUUGUCGCCCCCGCACUGCCCUCUCUCCAGGCCCCUCUGUGCCCUGGCUCCUGGCAUGGCACUGCAGCGCUUCACGCUCCUGGCUGGCCUUCUGGUGGGAGUUGCCAGCAAAUCCACAGAAAGCGAGGCCCAGCAGCCUGAGUGCUGUGUGGACGUGAUGGACGCCAACACCACAUGCCCAGGCACAGGCCUGUGUGGCCCAGGCUGCUACAGGCGCUGGAACGCGGAUGGGAGCACCAGUUGCAUCCGGUGCAGGAAUGGGACGUUGCCGGGCUAUAACAGCUCCGAGUGCAGAAACCUUGCUGCGUGGAGUGGGCAGUUCCCCGUGAACAGGAGCACAGGGCUGCCUGGACGGCCGCAUUUUGGGGGUCCCCACGUGGCAGCUUCCCUCUUCCUGGGGACGUUCUUCAUCAGCGCGGGACUCAUCCUCUCUGUGGCUGGGUUCUUCUACCUCAAGCGCUCCAGUAAGCUCCCCAGGGUCUUCUCCAGGAGAGACAAAGCCCCGGCCCUGCAGCCUGGCGAAGUCGCUGCGAUGAUCCCCCCACCACAGUCCUCAGGUGUUGAGACUGAGAGAGGAGAACCCAGCACAGGGCCUGACCUUCCCCUGCACCCCCUCCAGCCCUGCUCAAGUCCAGCUCUGCUUGAAAGUGCGAAAGCCAAGAUACGUCAGGCGCGAGCGGCCUCUGGACAGGGCCGUGGACCCUUCUGCCUUCUCCACAGCGGAGGCCCGUGUCAGCAACGUCUGACCUGGAAGCUGACCAAGACUCCACCACCUGCAUCAGUGGAGGCCAGAGGACCCUUCAAUGAGCCCAGCAGCCCCCUUGAUGAGCCCUGCACACAAAGGGCCAUGUCACCUGGGGUUUGGGACAGGCCGGACCUGGCUCCCAGUGAGUGACAGGCUGAGUGGGAACCCACCCACUGGUUCCUGAUCCUCUUGCUCCACCCACACUGCUUGGUUUGACCAACCAGGAGCAGGCAGAUGUGAGACUGGGGGGCUCAGGAGCAAGGUGUGGGGUUCAGGCCCUGCAGGAGACAUAGCAAAGUCCUAGUGGCCCCAGCUUGAUCCACGUAGCCAAACUUUUAGGGCCUGUGGGGGCCCCUAGACUGCUCUGCACCUUGAAAAACCAGGGGACGCUCUGCCCUCUGGAGUCCAUGGCAGCAGGACCCCCUCCAGUACCACCAGGCCCAGUGGACCCCACGCAACCUCUAAGAGGAGUGCGGCUGCAGCAGCAUGUGGCUGUGCACCAGCUGCCUGAGACAGGCCUCCAGGUGUCCUGCUCUGUGGUGGCUGGGAGGCCACAGCCACACGUCCCCAGGAGCUGCCGAACGACGCUCUGGUGCUGCUGAUGUCUUGCUGUUUUUAAGCAGAAAUUCAUCAGGUGGAAAAGGCCCUGAGGCACUGCUGUCCCAGUCCCAGGCCUUGACCCCCGGGCAUGACAGACUGGCCAGCAGAUACCCAGGCUGGGCACCCACAGUGGAGUGUCCAUCCACAGGGCCUCCACAUCUAAACGCCACAGGUUUGCUGGGCCUGUGGAGGGCAUGCUGGCCAGCAGUGCUGGCCUGGUGGUCCUGUUGCAGCUGCCCCAGGCCACCAGACGCUGCCUGCACAUGACCAACCUGGGUGGGGGCACUAGCCAGGUCUUCUUAUAGAGGAGGCUUGAUGGUGACCACCUCCUGUGUACUGGGCUCAACACUCAGUGGUCUCUCACAGUCCUCAGGUGUCCCGCUCAGUCUGGCCCACUUCGGGCGACCUGACCAUGCUCUUGGCACUGUGAUGCGUCUCCUCAUCUGUGAGUGGUGGACUCACUCCCUGAGGCUGGCCAGCCACUGGCCUAGCAGCAGAAGUGGGGAGCUGAUCUGAAGCUGAGUCAAGUAAACUGUCCAGAGCUUCUCCUUCCAUGCCUCCUCAGGGUCAAGGGUCAUCUGUUCUUUUAAACGUGUGUGGGUGCCACCCCUCCCAGGCUGGUGCCACCCACCCUACUGCCAUAUGCAGGGGACAGAGAGACAGCAGGGUCCUAGAGUGCUACCGCCUGGUUCCUGGUCAAGGGCCUCAAAUCAUGGACCACGUGUGGCCUCUGCCAAGGGCCCAUCCAGUGCUUUCAGGGUAUCCCCCAGGACACAGCUUGCUCCAAAGUCCCCUGUUGGAGAGGGCCACCCAAGGCUCCUUAGGACCCAAGAUGGGAAGACGUGGGCAUCUCUUCCAGGCUGUUCUGGAGAACGGCCAGGCCUGGCAAGGGGCACACAGACAGGGCCAAGGAGACCUGGUAGGGCAUUGCCAGGCCCCAUUCACACCCCCAGAGACCCCCAGGGUGAGGCUACAAGCAGCAUUCUGGGGGCCAAACUCACCCUUGGGGAAACCCCUGUGCCCUGGCCCCUUGAGCCCAGUGCAGCAGUCCCUCCUCAAGCCCGUGGCCAGUGGCUCUUUGGAGGGUCUGGUGGGCAUAGAGGCAUUU